CUUAUAAAAGCAGAGAGGGCAGCGAGGGAGCUGGAGAGGCUGCUGGACAGUUCCUGGUGCUGAACGCAGACAAGAGAGCAACGCGGUUGAGGACCAGUUCGCUCAUGGCAGGGAAGCAGCAGCCCCCUUAUCUGCACCUGGCAGAACUGACCGCCUCCCAGUUCUUGGACAUCUGGAAACAUUAUGAUGCUGAUGGAAACGGCUACAUUGAAGGCAAAGAACUGGAAAGCUUCUUCCAAGAGCUAGUGAGCGCCAGGAAGGGAGCAGGAGUGGAAUCGAAAAAUGUCAACGUUGCGGAGAAGAUGCAGGAGUUCAUGCGAAAAUACGACAAGAACGCCGAUGGGAAAAUUGAAAUGUCUGAGCUGGCACAGAUUUUGCCCACAGAGGAGAACUUCCUACUCUGUUUCCGGCAGCAUGUUGGCUCCAGUGCCGAAUUCAUGGAGGCUUGGCGGAAGUAUGAUACCGAUCGCAGUGGCUACAUCGAAGCCAAUGAGCUCAAGGGAUUUCUUUCGGACUUGCUUGAGAAAGCCAACCGGCCCUACGACGAACCAAAGCUGCAAGAAUAUACACAGACCAUCCUGCGAAUGUUUGACUUGAAUGGGGAUGGGAAGCUCUGCCUGUCGGAGAUGUCACGACUAUUGCCUGUGCAAGAGAACUUCCUUCUUAAGUUUCAGGGAAUGAAGCUAGAUUCAGACGAAUUCAAUGCUAUCUUUGCAUUUUAUGACAAGGAUGGAAGCGGCUUCAUUGAUGAGAAUGAAUUAGAUGCUCUUCUGAAAGAUCUCUAUGAGAAAAACAAGAAAGAAAUGGGCAUCCAGCAGCUCACCAACUACAGAAAGAGCAUCAUGAAUCUGUCCGAUGGGGGGAAACUUUACCGCAAGGAACUGGAGAUCGUUCUCUGCAGCGAGCCCCCUCUGUAAAGAUGAGCCGCCCCCUCCACGACUCAACCCGCCGCCCCCCGCCCUGCCACAACCAACAACAAAGGAAAAUG
Molecule: messenger RNA, 988 nt
Organism: Lacerta agilis (Sand lizard)
Lineage: Eukaryota; Metazoa; Chordata; Lepidosauria; Squamata; Lacertidae
Gene: CALB2
Product: calbindin 2
Exons: 11
Coding region: 105-917 (270 amino acids)
Biological process (GO): regulation of long-term synaptic potentiation; regulation of presynaptic cytosolic calcium ion concentration
Cellular component (GO): synapse; dendrite; cytosol
Molecular function (GO): calcium ion binding
Source: RefSeq, a predicted model, not a curated record